Molecule: messenger RNA, 2393 nt
Organism: Paramecium sonneborni
Lineage: Eukaryota; Ciliophora; Oligohymenophorea; Peniculida; Parameciidae
Source: the annotation of a GenBank genome assembly
AUGCCUUUAGAAAACAUGCUGCCCUAAAUAAGAAAAAACUAAAUGCAGAAUCAUUUUCGUUUGUGAUGCCAAAAUUAAAUGUGAAUUCAACAAAUGAAGACCCAACAGCUUCUCUUUUAGAGCAAGACAAAUUGCCAAUAUCAAAGAAUUAGUUUGCAAAUGAAUCCGUAAUGAUGGGAUAAAUAUGAAGAUCCUAAACCAAUUAGAGUAGAAAUCAGGUGUGUAGCGAGAACAGUAAUAGUAGAUAAAUGUACAAGAAUGGGGGAUUCAAUUAAGCAAUCAUCUUAAAUUAAUAGAUGAUAAAAGUAGCCAUUGGAUUAAAAAUAAAUAUACAAAGAAUGCUAUAGAAAUAAUAAACAAGUAGAAAUUCUCAACAAUAGAGAAUGAGAAAUCAAAAUUAUCCAAUUAAUGGAUUAUUAGAUUUUUGUAAAAAUAUUUUAAUUUAUUACAGUUCCAAAAUUUCAGUAAUUGAACCAUCAUCAAAUUGGUUAAAUUUAUGGAGCAUUUUUAUGUCUCUGUGUUUAAUAACCUAUUUUUACUUUCUAGUAAUAAAUCUUUAUUUUUCCAAAAACGAAGGUGAUUAAGAAUGGUAUUGGGAUUAAUGGAAAUAAGGGUAUACUGGCUUAUUAAAUAUUAUUUACACUCUUUGUAUGACAAUAGACAUUCUAAUAGAGAUGCAUGUAUCAUAUUUUGAAAGAGGAGAAUAUGUAAAGAAUAAAAGAUAAGUGUACAUAAAUUAUUUAAAAACUGGUUUUUUUUUUGAUUUUAUUCCACUCUUUAUUUUGUAUCUUUGUCUCAUUUCAGAUUAAGUAAAUGAGUCAACAAUAUUAAGAUACUUAUUCUUUUUAAAGUUUUAUAAGCUUUCAGUAUAUGAUCAAAGAUAUUAAGAGAGAGUUCAAUUACAUCAUAAAUCUAAAACAAUAUAUUUAAUAUUUAAGAUAAUAGUUGAGAUUCUGAUAAUAGUAUAGUUAAAUGCAGCAUUAUUUUAUCGUGCUGGAAUAUAUAUGUACGAUUUGAAAUAGGAAGAUGAGGAUAAUUUUGAUUGGGGAACAUGGUUGGAAAAUGAUAUGUUCAAUGGUGAUAUUUAUAGUAAAUCACUUUAAUCUUAAUACUUUUUAUCAUUAUAUUGGUCAGUUGCAACAUUAACAACAGUAUCAUAUGGAGAUAUUACUCCAGCUAAUCCUUUAGAGAUUUUGAUAAGUACGAUGGCUAUGUUAAUAGCAAUAUUUUUAUUUGCAUUAAAUGUUUAGACAAUAUAAGAAGUAUAUUUAGAGUAUAAGGCAAGCAAGAAAAAGUUUUAGAAGUAAUUGAUUAUAUUAUAAAAUAUAGACAUUUAAUAGCAAUAAAUAGAUUUAUGAGAGAUAAAUAGAUAUCAGUAUCAUUAUAGGCUAAGAUAAGAAAAUAUUUGGAUCAUAUUUGGGAUAAAUAAAGAGCCAGAGAAUAGAAAUUAGAAUAAGUAGUUAUAGGUUCGUUAGCUCCAUCAUUAAGAUAAGAAUUAAUGUUUGAAUCAUAUGGAAUGGAUUUAAUUAAGAUUCCUUGGAUGAGUGAUAAUUUUACUUUUGAGUUUAUUAAGGAAUUAUCUGAAGAAUUAAGAGAAGUAUAUUUUGCAGCUGAUGAAACUAUAUUUCUUGAUAAAGAAACAAUCAAUGAUGAUUAUUCAUUAUAUAUUUUGAAAGAAGGAUAAGUUGAUUUAUUUAUUAAUAGUAGUAAUGCAUCUUAACCUUUGAUUGCACAUUUAAAAAAUGGAGCAGUCUUUGGAUAAUAUUCAUUUAUUACUGGAGAUGGAAGGUAAUGUUCUGCUAAAACAAAAACUUAAACAACAUUAUAUUAAAUAAAUCGUUCAACAUUUAUUAAUACACUUCUUAAGUUUGAAGCAGAUUAUGAAAGAUAUUGUUAAUUAAAAGAUUCAGUUAUGCUUGGUAAAAGAUAUGAUUUAUUGGUAAUUUAUUUAUAUAAUUGAUUUAGUAAUUAAGUUGCUUUACUUGUAAUUUAACAGAUCAUAUGAGUAAUUGUUGUCCUCUUACACAUUUUACAUUUGAAUCCUAAAAAAAUAUUAUGGGUUCUUAAAUUGUUAAAAAUGAAUAUAAAUCAUAACAUAGAUAAAAAACUAAAAGAAGAAAAGCAAAAUAAAAAAAUAUUAUUAUUAAUGCUGAUGAAUUUGAAAUUGAUGAAGCAUAAUUAAGUGAACUUAAAUAAUAAUGUAUUGAAAAACCAAAUGAUAGCUUUGAUAUUGAUAAAGUUCAUAGUUUUAAAUAUUAUUUCCCAACAUAGAAUAUAGAUUCUUUCUAUUUUAAUUAAAUGAGGUAAUAAUCAUAUAUCAUAUUAGAAAUAUUUCAUUAAACCAUAAGAAGUAUUUUACACCACCGCUUAGACAUUAGAUUGUCCCCAAAUGA